GGCGUGUUAUGGCCUAAAACUGCAGUUCACUGCAGUUAUAAUCUUGUCCACUCGAAGCGCUCAUGUCUGGCCUGUUCUAACACUUCACCGGCAGAUGAUCAAUGUUUGACGUUUUCCGUCUUGCGUUUUGAACUGAUGUACAAGUCGCCACUUGUGUGAACGAUCCGGUCAAGAAGUCAAAUUCAUGAUUCGUCCGGUGAUAGAGGAUGAUUGGGGAGAGCUGCUCCCACAAGCGGUAUUUAGGUUCCGAGAGGAGCAACACUCGACGAGUGUUCGUUCUUCACGAUGAUGGUCUGGCUCCCAGGUAUUCUUCGAUACUUCUGCUCGUACUGUCCAGAACUUGCAACUCUUUCCGACCAUGGAAUCGUAAUUUCAACCUCAUCAGUUUGACUCAAGUCACCGUAAUCAAGCAGUCUUCCAAACCAGAGCCCAUCCGAGUGGUCCAAUCUGAAUUUGAAACAUUUCGAACUUCGAACAUUCAGAAGUCCCAAAUUCUUGUCUUCAUUCUCUGAGCUUCAGGCUCGAGCUAAAGCAGUUGAUGUACUUUUCUCACUUGUAUCAAUGAUACAGUCGAGUUUUUUAUUCUGCAACGGGACUGGACUCGAGGAAUUGCUUUAUUUUAGAAUUAGCGUAAUUUGAGGCACAGGACAUCACACCCGUGGAUGAUGAGGCGGGAACUGGAAAAGACAGAGUUUGGAUGUAUUUUCUGAAGAGACAGACGUUGAUACCAACUUGAAUCUGAAACCGCAAUUCAAAUUUGU
This is a messenger RNA of Marchantia polymorpha subsp. ruderalis, 761 nucleotides long. Lineage: Eukaryota; Viridiplantae; Streptophyta; Marchantiopsida; Marchantiales; Marchantiaceae. The record is from the annotation of a GenBank genome assembly.